This is a messenger RNA of Lolium perenne, 1632 nucleotides long. The record is from RefSeq and is a predicted model, not a curated record. Lineage: Eukaryota; Viridiplantae; Streptophyta; Magnoliopsida; Poales; Poaceae.
ACGACGCCUGGUGGACGUCGUACUUCCAGGCGAAGUACGACGUCGAGAUGCACAGCACCGACGGGCUCGUCGGCGGCCCCAAUAGCUGGAACAGGGAAGGCCGCGCCCUGUUCUGGGGCGUUCCGGGGCGCACCCUCGAGAACGUCAUCCGCGGCCUCCGCAACGGCGCUCCAAGGCUGGAGAUGCCGUCGUCGCCGCCGCCGUCUCCUCAAUGGCAGCCGAGGAGGACGACGUACUCGUCCUCCUCGCACUCUUCUUCCUCGGGACCGGCGCGAUCGACGCCGUCCUCGUCGUACCGGUCGGCGCCCUACACCGUCCCCAAACGGGAGGUCAAGGAGGAGCCGGCGACGCCCGUCAACACGAGGCGUGGCGGUAGCGGCAGCGGGCGGCAGCAAGGGAGGCGCGGCGGCGCCCUCCUCAUCCCGAAGCCGGAGGUGAAGGAGGAGCCGGAGGAAACGUCGCAGGCGGCGCUGCUGGCGGAGUACGAGCAGCAGCAGCGGCUCAUCGCCAGCAGCGACGACCCCGAGGACUGCCCAGGGCUGCGGGCGGCGUUCAUGGCGUCCAUGGACGACAAGGACGCCUGGAGGGGCGACCUGGACGCGGCGAUCGCCAUGUCCAUCCGCGACUCCGGCAAGCCGCUGGUGGACCUCACCGACGACGGCGAGGCAGGACCAAGCGGCUUGGUGAAGGACGAGCCCGUGGACGAGCCCGUCGACGAGCGCGGCAAGCAGGAGGUCGUCACCGACGAGAUGUACAACUUCCAGCAGUACUACGACGCCUCCGGCCGCCGCAAGUGGUUCUAGAUUAGGUUUAGUUUUAAAGUUAGUCAAAUUUCGUUCGAAUCUAUGUAAGUUUGGACGAAUCUAAUCGAAUCUAGUUAAGUUUAAAAUUUGCGAAAUUUUGUUUGGGGGACGCGACUGGAGAGCGACGUCCCCCAAACGCGGCACGAACGAAACACGUCCCCCAAACGCUCAAUCCGGCGCGGUUUGGGGGACGCGACUGGAGAUGCUCUUAUCGGGCCCUGGGAGGGCGGAGGGGAUCAGAAGAAGAUCAAGACCCGUCGGCGAGAAUAAAACUAGGGAGAUUGCGAACUGAGUAAUUGAUGGCUUCGGCGCUUCGAUUUGCGGCGAGAAAGAUCUGCGGUGGCGCGUUUCAGCGAACAGCGCAGCCGUAUUUUACGGCGGCCGUCAAGGAGGAACAGCGGCGGUUGUUCCCAUCUAUUAGCCAUGGCGGGAGCACCGUUCGCCGGUUUAGCUCCUCCAAAUCACCAAAUGUGGUGAACAAUAGUAAGCAGCAAGCACCUACCUCCGCCGCAGGCUUGGCCAAGAAAGAACCCACAUCCCCUCCACCACCAUGGUCGCCUAGCAGCAAAAUGUUCGUACCCUUUGUCUGGGGGUUGUGUGCAGCAUCCGUUGCAGUAAUUUACGUGCAAGAUUGCCGAAUGCGCCAUUCUCGGUCUAAGGAGAAAAGGCAGAAUAAUGAGAGCUGUCUCCAAUUUCUAUGUACUGCUACUUAUAGUUGAACAAGUCAUGAUGAGUAGUUAGCUUCAGUCUGUUACUUGCUUCCAUAUUCGUUAGCAUUCUAUGUACUCCUACUUAUAGUUGAACAAGUUAUGAUGAUUAGUUAGCUUCA